Molecule: messenger RNA, 866 nt
Organism: Pungitius pungitius (ninespine stickleback)
Lineage: Eukaryota; Metazoa; Chordata; Actinopteri; Perciformes; Gasterosteidae
Gene: mdkb
Product: midkine b
Exons: 5
Coding region: 95-529 (144 amino acids)
Molecular function (GO): growth factor activity
Source: RefSeq, a predicted model, not a curated record
UGUGUCUCUGUGUGUGUGUGUGUGUGUGUGUGUGCAGCAGCUCACUCCUCUUCUCUCUUCUCUCUGAUCGGCUGCUUUCUCUGAGCUCAGCAAAAUGAAGAGUUCCUUAGUGGUUCUGCUGCUUCUGGCGCUGACACUCGGCUCAGAGGCCAACCGCAGAGCCAAGAACCACAAAGGUGAGAAGCAGGAGAAGUUGCGGCCGUCCUCCAAAUGCUCCGCCGCGGAGACGCAGUUCGGUAAAUGUGUCCCCGAGGACGGAGACUGUGGAGACGGACUGAGAGACGCUUCCUGCCGGGACGUGACGGAGCAGAUCUACUGCAAGGUGCCCUGCAACUGGAAGAAGGACAUCAGUGACUGUAAGUACAAGUUCGGCCCGUGGGGAUCCUGUGAGGGCGACACCAACACCAAGAGCCGGUCCGGGACCCUGAAGAGGGCGCUGUUCAACGCUGAGUGCCAGCCCACCGUCAGGGUGUCCAAAACCUGCUCCCCCAAAGCCAAGAAGACCAGAGGGGGGAAGAAGUCAACCUGAAAGACGAAGAGAAGAAGAAAAAACACGCUGACCUUUGACCUUUUUACCCUCAGUUGAUGUGAUUGUGUUUCUUUGGAUUAAAGUCUUCCUCUAAAUAUUAAUAAUGAUAAUAAUGAUGAUGCUGAAAAUCAUCUGUCCUUUAGAUCAGCAAGUUCUAAAAGUAAAAGUAGCCCUAAAAGCGUUUUAUAGUAGCUGACAUUAAAUUAACUUGCAGCCAAUCAGAGGCUCUGGAUAAAUCUGUAACAAAAGAACUUUUAUCUAUUUUUUGAGCUUUAGAUUAUUGAUGAUUUACAAUAAGACUUGUAUAAAUGAACACAAUAAAAGCUGUACAUUGUGA